This is a messenger RNA of Cuscuta europaea, 2525 nucleotides long. NCBI's taxonomy places the organism in Eukaryota, Viridiplantae, Streptophyta, Magnoliopsida, Solanales, Convolvulaceae. The record is from the annotation of a GenBank genome assembly.
CGGAGAAAAAAAUGAAAAUGAAAAUAUAAUAAAAAGGGGAAAAGGAUAGACAAGCCAUAACCCUAUUAUAUUACUCUGGCUGGCUCGUCUUCCUUAUCUCCUCCAUACAUUCCUCCCUUGAAGCUUGCGCCUUCAUAAGCACUCUUUUCUUCUCGAAUUCACAGAAAAUUAGAAAAACUAAUAACAGUAAACCUUUUAUAAAGAAACCCCGGACAGCUGAAAUCGGUGGAUCUUAGAAAUUCUAAAGAUUUGCUCCGAAAUCCCACAUUAAAUAAUCCAACUUUCUCGAAUCAAUUUCUGCGUCGAAUCAGAAUUACAAUGAAGAGGGAACGCGAUCGACUGAAGGAGGAGAGAUCUUUAAUGGGUAAAGGAAAGAUUUGGGAAGAACCGCCUCCAGACGCGGGGAUGGAUGAGCUACUUGCGGUGUUGGGCUACAAAGUUAAGUCCUCGGACAUGGCGGACGUAGCUCAGAAGCUUGAGCAGCUGGAGAUGGCGAUGGGGACAACGAUGGAGGAUGGGAUUUCCCAUCUUUCCAAUUCUACGGUUCACUUCAACCCUUCUGAUCUAACUGGCUGGAUCCAAAACAUGCUCUUUGAACUCAACGGUGACAACGAUUCCUCAUCUUCGUCGCCAAAUUUCGACGCCCUUCAUCACCAGUCCCCUUGCACCGCUGCCGUUGGGGGCGACAAAAUGAUUUUGCCAGGAGAACCUCCCGCUAUGAUUAGCUUCUCGAACAGAGAGAGCGAAAAUAUUAGGAGGAUUUCCGAUGACGAUUUGAGGGCGAUUCCCGGCGGCGCUAUUUUCGGUAACACGUGUAGAGAGCAGAAGGUAAAAGAGCAGCCUUCACCAUCACCAACGUAUAAACGACAGAAAUCCUCAGCCGGAUCUAGUUUCUCCGGCGAGUCGUCGGCGGGAAUGGGCGCCGGUGCAGUGGCUACAGAGCCUCCCCGGCCGGUGGUGCUGGUGGAUUCUCAAGAAACCGGUGUCCGUCUUGUACAUACCCUGAUGGCUUGCGCCGAAGCCAUCCAGCAGGAGAAUUUCAAGCUAGCAGACGCGUUGCUGAAACACAUCGGAAUUCUCGCCGUCUCUCAAGCCGGAGCAAUGAGGAAAGUCGCGUCGUAUUUCGCCGUCGCUCUGGGUCAGCGAAUUUACAGAAACUACCAAAAAGACACCCCUUUCGACACCUCCUACAACGACGUUCUUCAGAUGCACUUCUACGACGCCUGCCCUUACCUGAAAUUCGCUCAUUUCACGGCCAACCAAGCCAUCCUGGAGGCCUUCUCCAGCUCCUCCCGCGUCCACGUCAUCGAUUUCAGCCUGAAACAGGGGAUGCAGUGGCCGCCGCUGAUUCAGGCGUUGGCUCUCAGACCCGGCGGCCCGCCCGCCUUCAGGCUCACCGGAAUCGGCCCUCCCCAGCCGGAUAACACCGACGCCCUUCAGGAAGUCGGGUGGAAGCUUGCCCAAUUCGCGGAGAGAAUGGGAGUUGAGUUCGAGUUCCGUGGAUUCAUGGCGAAUUCUCUGACUGACAUAGACGCAGCAAUGUUAGACAUAAGACCCAGAAACAUCGAAGUGGUCGCCGUCAACUCCGUCUUCGACCUGCACAGGUUGUUGGGCCGGGCCGGCGGGAUAGAAAAGGUGUUGGAUUCCGUCAAAGGGAUGGCGCCGAAGAUCGUGACAAUCGUCGAGCAGGAAGCGAACCACAACGGCGACGUUUUCCUGGACCGGUUCAAUGAGGCCCUGCAUUAUUACUCGACCAUGUUCGAUUCCCUGGAAAGUUCCCGGCUGAAGGCCGACUCGCCGGCAAGCCCGGGGUUGACUCAGGUCAAAAUCCAGGACCUGGAGAUGGCGGAGAUCUACCUCGGCCAGCAGAUCUGUAACGUGGUGGCUUGCGAAGGGGCGGACCGAGCCGAGCGUCACGAGAGCCUGAGCCAGUGGAGGCGGAGGAUGAAGGCGGCCGGGUUCGGGCCGGUCCACCUCGGUUCGAACGCGUUCAAGCAGGCGAGCAUGCUUCUGGAGGUGUUCGCCGGCGGGGACGGGUACCGGGUGGAGGAGAACGACGGGUGUUUGACUCUGGGCUGGCACACCCGGCCGCUCAUUGCCACGUCGGCAUGGGAGCUCGACGAGUCGUAGUGAGUCGACUCGGUAGGGUAACGGCCGUUCUGUGCUGUGCUGUGCUGAUUGGUUGUGUGGAGUGAGUGAGGGACAGCGAAAGAGACGGAGCCUAAAUGAGUCAAAUCCUGUCUUUUGCUCUUUUCUUUCUUGGAAAGUCGUCUUUUUCUUUUUCUAUUCCCUUCCUUCUUUCUCUUUUUUUCUCUUUAAAGUUUUUUCCUCCUGAAAGAGGGAAAGAUGGUUUGAUUUGGGUCGUUGCUUAAUUUGGUUCUGAUUUUCUCGUGUUAAAGAAAAUGUUGCAAUAAUCAUUAGGAAGUAUUCUUGUUAAGUUGAGGAAGUUUGAUCAAUCCGCAUGUUUGGUGUAGAAAGAAUAAAGCAUUUAUGUACAAAAUCCCAUCUUUCCCGAUCAAUUUUGC